AUGAUCCAUAAAGUCGCUCGUCGGGGGCUUCAUUUCGCCGGCCGAUCCUCCUCCGUCGUUGGUCAGCAAAAGGUUGCCAACUCUUAUGAAAUCAUUGACCACAAAUUCGAUGCUCUCGUCAUCGGUGCUGGUGGAGCUGGUCUCCGCGCCGCUUUCGGUCUCUCUGAAGCUGGUUUCCACACUGCUUGCAUCACUAAGCUUUUCCCUACUCGAUCCCACACCGUCGCCGCCCAGGGUGGAAUCAACGCCGCUCUCGGCAAUAUGGAAGAAGACAGCUGGAAGUACCACAUGUACGACACUGUCAAGGGUUCCGAUUGGCUCGGUGACCAGGACGCCAUUCACUACAUGACUCGAGAAGCUCCCGAUGCCGUCAUCGAACUCGAAAACUACGGAAUGCCCUUCUCCCGAACUCCCGAAGGAAAGAUCUACCAGCGAGCUUUCGGUGGUCAGUCUCUCAAGUACGGCAAGGGUGGCCAGGCCCAUCGAUGCUGCUGUGUCGCCGACCGAACCGGUCACUCCCUUCUCCAUACUCUUUACGGCCGAUCGCUUUACUACGAUACCGCCUAUUUCAUCGAGUACUUCGCCACCGAUUUGAUCAUGGACGACGAGGGCAACUGCAUUGGUUGCAUGGCCAUCUGCAUGGAAGACGGAACCAUCCAUCGAUUCAACGCUAAGAACACCGUCCUCGCCACUGGCGGUUACGGCCGAGCCUGGCAAUCGUGCACUUCCGCUCACGCCUGUACUGGUGACGGUAUGUCCAUGGUCUCCCGUGCUGGUCUUUACAACUCCGAUCUCGAAUUCGUCCAGUUCCACCCUACCGGUAUCUACGGCGCUGGUUGCUUGAUCACCGAAGGCUGCCGAGGUGAAGGUGGUAUCCUCAUCAACUCCGAGGGUGAGCGAUACAUGGAGCGAUACGCCCCAACUGCCAAGGAUCUUGCCUCUCGAGACGUUGUCUCCCGAGCUUCUACCAUGGAAAUCCGAGCCGGUCGAGGUGUUGGCCAGGACAAGGAUCACGUCUACCUCCAGCUCCACCAUCUUCCAGUCGAACAGCUCAACACUCGACUUCCUGGUAUCUCCGAGACCGCCAAGAUCUUCGCUGGCGUCGAUGUCACCAAGGAACCCAUUCCCGUCCUCCCAACCGUCCACUACAACAUGGGUGGCGUUCCCACCAACUGGAAGGGCCAGGUCCUCACCCUCGACCAGAACGGCAACGACAAGAUCGUCGGCGGCCUCUACGCUGCUGGUGAAACUGCUUGCGCUUCCGUCCACGGUGCCAACCGACUCGGAGCCAACUCUCUUCUCGAUUUGGUUGUCUUUGGCCGAGCUUGUGCUCAUACCAUCACUGAAGAAUGCAAGCCUGGUGAUGACUUCACUCCAGUCAAGCCUACUGAUGGUGAAGAAUCUAUUGCUAACAUUGAUCGAAUCCGAAUGGCCGAUGGUGAGAUCAACACCGCUGCCCUCCGAACUCAAAUGCAGAAGGUUAUGCAGAACAACGCUGCUGUCUUCCGAACCGCUGAUACCCUCGAAGAAGGCUGCGAACUCACCCAGGAAGUCUACGAUGACAUGAAGAACAUGAAAGUCUAUGACCGAGGAAUGAUCUGGAACACUGACUUGAUCGAAUCUCUCGAACUCCAGAACUUGAUGAUCAACGCUCGAAUGACCAUGGAAUCUGCUUGCGCUCGAAAAGAAUCCCGAGGCGCGCACGCCCGAGAGGACUUCCAGGACCGAGUUGAUGAAUUCGACUAUUCCAAGCCCCUCGAAGGUCAGACCGAAAAACCAAUGGAAGAGCACUGGCGAAAGCACACUAUGUCUCUCAUCGACCCCGAGACUGGAAAGGUCACUCUUCACUACCGAGGCGUCAUCGACAACACCCUCAACGAAGAAGAAUGCGCCUCCGUUCCACCAACUCUCCGAGUCUACUAG
Oikopleura dioica is the source of this 1923-nucleotide messenger RNA. The record is from the annotation of a GenBank genome assembly. Lineage: Eukaryota; Metazoa; Chordata; Appendicularia; Copelata; Oikopleuridae.